CCGGGAGCGCGUGAAGGGCGUGAUACGGUUCUGCAUUCAGCUCCGAGUGAAGCUCUACCUCCAGACCCUUUUAUAGGGAAGAUAAAACUCGGGGAAAUGACAUCGAGCACGCGGAAGUUUGUGUUUUCUGGCGGAGCUAGCUGGUUAGCCCAGUUAGCCUGUUAGCAAGAAAGCUUUUCUGUUUACAGUUGCAACUAAACCGAACUUUACCGGUUAUUCAGACAACAGAAAAAAAGUUGUUAACGGUUCCCACCGGAUUUCACCGCCUUGUUGUCACCGGAUGACAUAUCCGGCUAGCAGCGCUGCACCUGCGGGUUCUGAUCUUCGCCGGACUCGGUUCUUCGUCGCCAUGGGCCCCGUUGGAAGCCAGUGAAGCCCCGCGGGGAGCGACCACAGCCCCUCCGGCCAUGGGAGGAUGCGUGGGGAGGUACUGGCGAGGCUGGGACGAGUCACAGAGCCGAGGUUCGUCCGGGAACGGACGCAACGAACCUCUGAAAAGAGACCGUCCCAAAUGGAAGAGCGACUACCCCAUGACAGAGGGUCAGCUGCGGAGCAAAAGGGAUGAAUUCUGGGACACGGCGCCGGCCUUUGAGGGCCGCAAGGAAAUCUGGGACGCCCUGAAGGCCGCGGCCGUGGCGCUGGAGUGCAACGACCACGAGCUGGCCCAGGCCAUCGUCGAUGGAGCCAGCAUCACGCUUCCUCACGGAACUCUGACUGAAUGUUACGACGAACUCGGGACCCGCUACCAGCUGCCCGUCUACUGCCUGGCGCCCCCCAUCAACCUCAUCUCGGAGCGCAGCGACGAGGACGCCAACGAGAGCCCUGAGCUGUCUGCGACAUCCAAGAAAGAGUUCGUGCUGAAGGUGCGACUGUCGACGGGGAAGGACCUGCGCCUCAGCGCCAGCAUGGCCGACACCGUGGGGCUCCUGAAGAAGCAGCUCCAGGCCCAGGAGGGCAUCGACCUCCUCCACCAGCGCUGGUUCUUCUCCGGGAAGCUGCUGACGGACAAGACGCGGCUCCAGGACACCAAGAUCCAGAAGGACUUUGUGAUCCAGGUCAUCAUCAACCCACAGGCCCUGCAGAGUCCCAAGCCCCCCUCCCCCCUCCCCGCAUCUGAAUAGCACAGAUGCAUGCUGGGUAACUUGGUCUUAAGGACGGCUGCUGCAGAGUUUUGGAAAACAAAAAGUGUGAAAAGUGCUGCUCAGUUUCAGUGGGGUUUCUUCAUCCUCGAAACCAGUUAAAGAACAGCAGGGCUGCCGUGCACGCGGCCGUGCACGUGACCUGUCGGUGCUAACAGCAGCCUCGCUCCUGCUGGGAACGCCUCUCUGACGCUUUGCCUCUGCACUGCGACGCUCUUGUCCUGCAGAAAUGGGGGGGCCGAUUUAGUUUCCGUGACGACGUGAUGUUCACUCAGCAGUUUUUGCACAUUUGAAGCUGGUUUAUUUUGUGGUAGUCUGUGUGCCUUUACAAAACAAAAAAGAGAACUCUAGUUUUUAAAAACGGUCUAAAAACAGUUUUUUUUAGACUUUCUUAGCAUGAAUGUUGACGGUGAUGAGGGCGGCGAGCGGCGUGCACGGCGUCGCACGAGCCGGUCCAAAGAAGGGAAACGGCUUUCCUCGCCUCCCGUGGUUACAGCUAAGGUAGAUUCAUAUCGAGAAAUGAGGAUUGCAACAUCGGUGAUCACUCGUUUUACUGGAACUUUGAGGGAAAAACCCCUAAAGGCUGUUCAGAGGAAGCUGCCUCACUGAAGUGAAACCUCACGGGAAGAUAUUCUCGUCAGCCGAAGGGUUUCUGACUCCUUUAACACUAUUCAGAGGGAAUCGGCAUUUUCCUUCUGCUUCAUUAUGAAUAUCUCUUAUGUGGGAGAGACGGAAGCAGCCGCCGGCUCCUCUGAGCUCAUGAAUCUGUGUUUGUUUCUGCUCUCUGAAAAACCUAAAAAACAGUCGAUUGAUGUCAACUCUGCGGGUUUGAACUGUUCAGAUAAUCCUCCACUUUAGGGGAAAUGACUGAGUGGAAAUCCUGAAAACGGCUUCUUAAACCGGGAGUUUGGAGCGUAGAGGGCCGGAAAAAGGCCAGAAUAAUGCGAUGACUCACAUCCCAAAACAAAGAUUAAAGCCUGUGGAGCCGCUCCGACUCUCUGUCUGCAGCCUCCAAAUCCUCAAAGUGCUCCUUAAAGGGAUCUUCAGGUCUGCGUGAGACGAUCACCUUUGGUUUUUUUGCACAUUCUUCUCAGCUGUCGCUCGCCCUUUACAGAAGCAGCAGAAGUUUUGCUGGAAGUCUUGAAAGCUGCUUUAGAUUCCCGUCGGCGCACGUCAGAGUCGCUCAUUCUCAGGCCAAACGUCCGUCAGCAUUUCUUCACGACUCCUUUGGCUUUUGGAAGCUGUGAAUUUCACCGUCUGACUUUCCUUCUCUGCACUUUUAUGACUUAUUGUUUCAGUCGUGUUUAUUGUUGCUCUGCAGAUAAGUUGUGUUGUAAAAUCAGCCUGAACCUUCUUCAGCCGUCCUCUGCGGCCACUUGUUUGAACUCUGGCGGGGUUAGCGACGGCGGAUCAAACUGAAACAACAACGGAAAGCCAUAACAGCCGGAACGAUUCCUACACUUCCCAGAUUUGCCUUUCAGAACUACAAAUCAACUUUCCAGUUGUUUUGCCACGAAAAGGUUCAACAUGUCUAAGAUUGUUUUCUUCUCCUCUCUGUAAGUAAAGUGGAAAUAUUUUACUCUUAAGUUCAUUUAUAUGCUGUUUCGAACUGUUUAAUAAAUCAUAAUUAUUUUAAAAUA
Oryzias latipes (Japanese medaka) is the source of this 2779-nucleotide messenger RNA. It is a transcript of the gene ubtd1b, whose product is annotated as ubiquitin domain containing 1b. NCBI's taxonomy places the organism in Eukaryota, Metazoa, Chordata, Actinopteri, Beloniformes, Adrianichthyidae. The record is from RefSeq and is a predicted model, not a curated record. Gene Ontology annotation, molecular function: protein binding.